Hemibagrus wyckioides is the source of this 2724-nucleotide messenger RNA. RefSeq names its product cytochrome P450 2M1-like. Bases 131 to 1639 code for a protein of 502 amino acids. The record is from RefSeq and is a predicted model, not a curated record. Gene Ontology annotation, cellular component: cytoplasm; intracellular membrane-bounded organelle. Gene Ontology annotation, molecular function: heme binding; oxidoreductase activity, acting on paired donors, with incorporation or reduction of molecular oxygen, reduced flavin or flavoprotein as one donor, and incorporation of one atom of oxygen; iron ion binding. Gene Ontology annotation, biological process: xenobiotic metabolic process. NCBI's taxonomy places the organism in Eukaryota, Metazoa, Chordata, Actinopteri, Siluriformes, Bagridae. The transcript has 9 exons.
CCCUUUUGUGUAACGGCCCGCCUCAAUGAAAUAUAAAACAGAGUCAAAUAGUUGUACUGAGUUACAGAAUAUUUGAAUUUGUCCUGCAGUAAACACAAUUCCGCUGCACUGCAUUUGUUAAACCCGUAUAAUGGAUGUAUUGUUUGCUUUACAGACAAACUUUUGGCCUUUAUUAAUUGCUGCUGCUGUUUUCUUUUUUAUUUGGAAAAGUCGCAGUAAAGAAUAUCAGUGUAAGUUUGGACGGCUGCCUCCAGGUCCAGCUCCUGCACCUGUGUUUGGGAAUUUCUUUCAGGUUUAUGUAAAGGAACCGUACAACUAUUACCUUGAGCUCAGUAAAAAACAUGGAUCUAUUUUCACCCUUUGGUUUGCCAACACACCUGUUGUGGUGAUCUCUGGAUACCGAGCCCUGAAAGAAACAAUGAUUGGUAUGGGCAAUGAGUUUAGUGGCAGGGCAAACUACCCUCUCAUAAUGAAGAUCACUAAUGGAUAUGGUGUUUUGGUCAGCAGUGGGGAAAGAUGGAAGCAGCUUCGGCGGUUCACUCUGUUAACCCUCAAGAACUUUGGGAUGGGUCGACACACCAUCGAGGACAAGGUGAAGGAGGAGGCCAGCUGUCUUGUGCAAAGUUUUAGUACAUUUGGAGACUCAGCUUUCAAUCCAGGAAUCAUAAUAAAUAAAGCAGUGUGCAAUGUGAUCUGCUCAAUCAUAUUUGGACAGAGAUUUGAAUCAGAUGACCCACAGUUAAAUCUUAUGCUUGGGGCUGUUGAUGACUACUUUAAUGUUCUCAGUAGUCGACUUGGACAGGCCUAUAAUAUUUUUCCCAAAAUUGUGGGCCUUUUCCCUGGACGUCUCCAUGACAUGUUGUCAGAAGUGGAAAAGGCCAAAGGUUUAUUUAAGCUUGAAGCAGAGGCACGGAUGAAGACACUGGAUCCUUCUUCACCCCCUAAAGAUUUUAUUGAGGCUUUUCUUUUACAAAUGGAAGAGGAGAAGCAUAACCCUAAUACAGAAUUUACCUUCAAUAACUUAUUGUGCACAACAUGGGCCAUGUUUAGUGCUGGCACUGAGACUACGUCUUCUACAAUCAGACAAAGCCUGCUGCUAAUGAUGAAGCACCCAGAUAUUCAAGCACGAGUCCAGAAGGAGAUUGAUAAAGUGGUUGGGCAAGACCGAUGCCCUUCUAUUGAUGACAGACAGAACAUGCCAUAUACAGAUGCAGUCAUUCACGAAGUUCAGCGCUCCAUGGAUCUUGCUCCCACUGCUGUUCCACAUAAAAUGUUAUAUGACACUGAGUAUAGGAACUAUCUCAUACCCAAGGGAACCAUGGUUCUUCCUUUGCUGUCUUCUGUGCUUUCUGACCCUAAGCUAUGGAAAAACCCUGACAAUUUUGAUCCAGAGAACUUUCUGGAUGAAAAGGGACGAUUCAAAAAAAGUGAUGCAUUUGUUGUAUUUGGAAUGGGGAAGCGGGCAUGUUUGGGUGAAGCUCUGGCCCGAGUGGAACUGUUUAUUAUUUUCACCUCUCUCCUCCAGCGCUUCACCUUCAGGGCCACUCAACCACCAGAAGAGAUCGACACCACUCCUACAAACUGCAGCUUUAGCCGCCAACCUCAUUUCUAUGAGUGUUAUGCUGUGCACAGAACAUAAGCGGUUUUUCGUGGACGGCAACUUCUUUCUAUUGAUUGCUUUCUUUUUAUUUGACAUCCUUGACAUAAUGACAAAGUGUCCUAAUGAGAAUCUAGGCUAAAAUGUUUAUAAUCAUCUUUGAUAUAGUCUCUUGUAUCUAUUUUUAAAAGUCUGCAACAAGUGCAGUUAAACAUGCAUAGUGAGAAUUUAAUACUGAAAAAACACACAUUAGUAUUCAGAGCUCUGAAAUGUGUUUUAUAACCACCUGAUAAAUGAAGGUGGAAACCAUAUAAAACUGAAUCAAGUUAUGUGAUUUAUGUAAUAUUUACAACUAGGACUAUUCAUGCAGCCAAAUAUUACCAUUGUACUAGACUUCUAUUAAAUUUAAAUUUGAACGCUUGCCAUCUUCUUAUGCAUAUAUAUAAUGAUAUAAAAUAUUAUGAUAUAUAUAUUAGUCUUUAUUAUUUUUGUCUUUUUCCCAUUAUCCUACAAGCAAGUACUCUUAAUAAUCUCAAUAGGCCACCUAAAAAGAUCUGCUUACAUUGCACAAAACUUUUCUUUCCUUCUUUAUCCUUCUUUUUAUUUUUAAUUAUUCAGUAUGAUUGUUGUAUCUCAGUAUGAUUGUUCUAUAAGCAAUCAUUUAAUAUAGAUUAACUAACAUUUCAGACACCAUAUGGUCAAAUGUUUUGUAUAUUUUUGAUCUGCUAGGGGAAAUACAUCCUCACUGAAAGCCUGUCAGUAGCUGGCUAGCUUGCUGCUCAUUAUUUUGUACAUUCUCCUUAAAUGUGAAACUGUUUCUCUUGUUCUUUUACAAAUAAUGAGCUUUCAUAAAUCAAGUAAAUGUUGCUAAAUCUGUUGAAUAUUUUCUUCAACUAUAUGGUCUUAACUGCUAGAACUGGAGAUCAGCCAGGACACCUGUGUAUGCAUUUUGGUGCACAACCACAGACAGCAGCUAAAUGUAAAGAUUUUUUUUUGUGGCUGAACUUAUGUCAUGCUUUUUCCAGUACAAAUGAUUAAUGGUCAUUAAUUGAGUUACAUUUUCUACUUUUAUUUUUGUGAUAAAAUAUUUAAAAAUCAGUGACAAAAACAUUAAAAUAUAAGACAUA